CGAUUUGGCGCGAUGUGCUAGAAAUUUGAAAAUCCGAGAGCGGUUUCACAGUUUGCUAAGUGUGGACCAAAACAUUAUUAAAAACAUUCGUCUGCUCCCGUCGACAUCGCGGUGAACGGGACAGCGAAUUUCAAAGGCAUGUCGUGGGACUUUUUUGUGCCCGUGUGCGUGGGUGACCUGGUCAAGACCGGGGGGGUAAACCAGUACGUCGUGCAAGAUGUGCUUUCCCCAAAACAACUACCGUCCCAUCUUCACAAAUUCAAGACUGCAUUGAGAAGUCAAGGCCCUUUGUGCAUCCUGGAACACUUUGACACAGCCUACAGUGUAUUACAGCAUUCCAACUCUGUGGAGCUGGGUGUGAAAGAGGACACUCUGGAUUUGCUGGUGCAAGUUGUCAGCAGCCUGUCAACCUCCCUCCCCUCAUUGCUCAUCUCUACCUCGGUCUCUGCAGCGGAGCGAAAAGAGAAUCUCAAUGCUGUGAAAAUGAGCGUCUUCUUGCUCUGCAAAAUCACAGAGAGUCUUGAAAGUGACUCUUAUAGGCAGAGCUUCAUCGCAGCACCUGGCAAGAGUGGCAAAAAGGCCAAAACAGGUGAGGGACUCCAGCAGUGGGACAAUGAGCGGGAGCGAGUUCUUCAGGCCCUCGGGCAGCUCAUCCAGUUGGACAUCCGCUCCCUCUGGAAUCUUUCUCUUGUUGAAGAAGAGUUCACCAGCUGCGUGACUUGCUGUUGCUACAAGCUACUUGAGAAUCCGACCAUCGGCCACGUCAAGAGCAAACCCACCAGGGAGGGAAUCAUCCAUCUUCUCGGCUUGCUGAUCAAGAAGUACAAUCACCUCCUCGGUGCAAGUGUAAAGGUGAUUCAGCUGCUGCAACACUUUGAACAGUUGUCAUCGGUGUUUGCUCAGGCUGUGUCUGUGUGGAGCACUGAAUAUGGUGUCAGGGCCAUCAUCGGGGAAGUCAUAAGAGAGAUUGGCCAGAAGUCAAGUGAGGAGCUUGCAAGGGAGGGGUCAGGGGUCAAAGCAUUUUCAUCUUUCCUGUCUGAACUCAGUGCACUUGUACCCGAGUUAAUGAUCCCCAACAUCAGUGUACUUAUCACCCACCUGGAAGGAGAGAGCCACACAAUGCGCGUGGCCGUGUGCGAGGUCCUGGGGGACAUCCUGGUGCGCGUCCUGUGCGGAGACGGACUGGAAGAGUCCGGCAAAGCCGACCGCGACCGCUUCUUCGACACCGUGCAGGAGCACCUGCACGACACGCACUCUUACGUCAGGGCGCGCGUCUUGCAGGUGUACACGCGCAUUGUCAACAGCAAAGCCUUGCCACUGUGUCGGUACAGUGAGGUGAUGGGCCUCGCCGUGGGCAGACUGAUGGACAAAUCCGUCAAUGUGGUCAAGAGCGCCAUCCAGCUGCUGGCAGCCUUCAUUGAGCACAACCCUUACAGUUGCAAGUUGAGCAGCGCCGAUCUGAAAAAACCUCUGGAGAAAGAGACGGCGAAGCUGAGAGAGAUGAAAGAGAAGCUGCACGGAGGCGCGCCAGUGAUUAAAGCGUCCGAGCUGUGGGCCGCCAUGGAGCCUGAACUGCGCAUCACUGUCGACACCGAGCUGGAGCGCUCGGGUGAUUCUGAGAAGGGCCAGCAUGAGGAGGGGGAGGAGGCGGAUGUAAAGGAAGUAAACGAGAUGGAGGAUUGUAGGGCGACAGCAGUGAUGAUUGCUCAGUACCUGCGAGUCAACAAGUACAGGAAUGCUGUGCGUCUUUGUAUUAAGGCCCUCAGCCGUUUCCCCGAAUCGGAGAUGUUUGCCGCCGUGUCCGCUCUCACCGCAGAGACUCUAAUGGACACGCUGGCCCGUCUUUUCAAAGGCUCUGAUGAGGACACCCCUGAGCACAGUCAAAACUUGCCUCCCACGCCACAGAAAGAAGGAGAGAAGGAGGCGGACGAUGCGGAGCGGAAGAAGCAGGAGAUGUUGGUGCAGUACCUCCGAGAUACGGAAACCUUCGCCCUUCAAGUGGAGAGAGCCAUCUCUGUCAUUAACGCCAUGCUGUACUGGAAAACAACUUCAGUGGUCCAGGAGGCGGUGCAGUUUUGCGUUACAGUCUGCGAAUUUGGCGUCGCCAACUCUCUCAGUGGUGUGCGGAAGAUGUUGCCUCUGGUUUGGUCGACUGACUCGGCCAUCAAAGAUGCUGUCGUCCAGGCCUACCGGCGCCUCUAUCUCAACCCCAAAGGAGACACCAUCAGGAUGAAAGCUCAGACUCUUGUGGACAGUCUGUCGGAACUGAUGGUGGAUGCAUCUCUGGGAACAAUUCAGUGUCUGGAGGAAAUAGUGCAGGAGUUCUUUGGUAGCGGCAACAGUCUGGAGUCGACCGUGGUGCAGGUUCUGUGGGAAAGGUUUACUGGCAAAACCGAAAGCUCGCCUUUGUACAGGCGAGCGGCUGUGCUCCUACUGGGCAUGGCUGCACGGGCAGAAAGGGAGGUGGUCCUCAGCAAUCUGGACACGCUUUGUUCUGUGGCGCUGGGAGAAAAAGUGACGGAGGACUUUCUUCUGGCAAGAGACACCGUGAUCGCCAUCUGCAGCAUCACCGAUCAUGUUAGGCAAUCAAGAGGUGCCCCAUUCAGACUCCCUCAAGAACAUCAGCUCUUUACCCGCCUCACACAAGCAAUUGCUGAAGGUGCCAUGAUGGAGGACCCACACUGGCAGAGUUUCAUGGAGCAAGCCGUCCGUCUCACCUACUUUCUGGCCGAAUCCCCUGACCAGCUGUGCUCCCGGUUGAUCCAACGCACCGCUAGACUCCUGCUGGAUCAAAUUUCCCAAGGCGCCGAGGUUAAUAAGGAUGUCGAUCAACCACAAGAGGGAUCUCAAGAGUCUGGUGAGCAAGUGAAUUGUGUGUGCCUGGCUCAGCUGUUGGCCCUGUGUGGCAGCGUGGCCUUCUGGCAGGUGGCUCACCUCGAGCGCAGCGUGAGCGGUGAGCUGCGGAGGCGGCGAUUCGAGACUGAAGAGAGAGAGGAGAAAGAAAAGGGUCCAUCCAGCAAAGCAAAGCUAACGGCAAAUGAGAGCGCAAUGGAGGAGGAGCUCGGCUUGGUCGGCGCCUCUGCGGAAGACACGGAGGCCGAGCUCAUCAGGAAGAUCUGCGAAACGGAAUUACUGGCCGAGGAGAACCUGCUGAGUGCAUUCCUUCCCUUGCUGGUGAAAGUCUGCAGCUCCCCUGGACACUAUUCCCACCCUCAGCUCACCGCAGCUGCCUGUCUGGCCCUGUCACAGUACAUGAUGAUUAGCCCAUCGGUUUGUGAGGAGAAUGCCCGUCUCAUGUUUACAGUGCUGGAGCGCUCGACUCUCCCUGUCGUCAGGGCCAAUGCCAUCAUUGCCCUGGGAGACCUCACUGUCCGCUUCCCUAACAUAUUGGAGCCCUGGACCCAGAAUUUAUACGCCAGGCUCAGUGACGAGGUCCCCUCGGUGAGGCAGACGGCCGUGACAGUGCUGACUCAAUUGGUGCUUAAGGACGUGCUGAAGGUCAAAGGGCAAGUCAGCGAGGUGGCCGUGCUGCUAAUUGACCCUGAGCCGCACAUCGCCAGCCUGGCCCUCAACUUCUUCAACGAGCUGGCCUCCAAGGACAACGCAAUUUACAACCUGCUUCCGGACAUCAUCAGUCGUCUGUCUGACCCAGACAGGGGCAUGAGCCCAGAGGACUUCAACACCGUCAUGAAACAGCUCUUCUCCUACAUCACCAAGGAGAGACAGACCGAGUCUCUGGUGGAGAAACUUUGUCAGCGCUUCAGGACCGCCAGGACAGAGCGUCAGUGGUGCGACUUGGCCGUCUCGCUGUCCCUGCUGUCCAUGUGCGAGCGUGGCUUCAAGAGGCUGCAGGAAUGCUGGGAAUGCUACAGCGACAAGCUGACCGAGCCCGGCGUCUACCAGCCUCUGCUCGCCAUCACAGCCAAACUGCGCCGUGGGGCCAAGAUCCAGUUCAAGGGCCAAGUGGAUGACUUUGAGAAGCGACUGACGGCUGUUCACACGCGAGGCCUGGAGAACGUGGAAAGCCCCGAGAUGGAGGACGAAAAUCAAAAAGAGGGACGAGCCACCGACAAGGCGGCGGCGCGCACGCCGAUGCCUGCCAGGGGUCGAGCCAGGUCCAAGAGAGGUCAGUCAAAGUCAUCCGUUUCCAGCCAAUGCGAGGACAGCUUCGUGACGCCUCAGAGAACUCGCAAAUCCAAGAAGAAGCCCGUCAUCACCUUCAGCAGUGAUGAAGAGGAGGACGAAGAGGAUGCUGUGCUGACAGAGAGCGAGACCCCCAAAGUCACCACGCCCAUUGCCCGCGCAUCUCGACGAGCUCGCCUCAGAAACUGAAGUGUUUUUUAACACCCCACCCCCCCUUCCUUUUUUUUUUUUUUUACCUACGUAGGAUCGACUGGCAUCCGGAUAAUGUCCCACAUAGCAUCAAAGAUGUCUUGUAAUAAACCUGGACCCGAUGUGGUUGUUCCAAAACU
Hippocampus comes (tiger tail seahorse) is the source of this 4472-nucleotide messenger RNA. RefSeq names its product non-SMC condensin I complex, subunit D2 (gene ncapd2). Bases 139 to 4332 code for a protein of 1397 amino acids. The record is from RefSeq and is a predicted model, not a curated record. Gene Ontology annotation, cellular component: condensin complex; condensed chromosome, centromeric region; nucleus. The transcript has 32 exons. Gene Ontology annotation, molecular function: histone binding. NCBI's taxonomy places the organism in Eukaryota, Metazoa, Chordata, Actinopteri, Syngnathiformes, Syngnathidae. Gene Ontology annotation, biological process: mitotic chromosome condensation; mitotic cell cycle; meiotic chromosome condensation.